This is a messenger RNA of Ceraceosorus bombacis, 1162 nucleotides long. The record is from the annotation of a GenBank genome assembly. NCBI's taxonomy places the organism in Eukaryota, Fungi, Basidiomycota, Exobasidiomycetes, Ceraceosorales, Ceraceosoraceae.
AUGGUCUCUGCUAUCCUCGCUCGAAGGGCCGUCCCUCUGGCCCGCUCCAAUCUCAACAUGGGCGCCAAGCGUUUUGCGCACGUCGAGAACACUCAUGGUGCGUUCUCAGCGCUGCGUGCUUCUAUUUGACAUGGUCAAAAGGAAAGAAUCUUGGCUCUGCCUCGGAUUGGUGCGAGCUCGCAAGAACGAGCAGCAGCAGCUUGUUGAGGAUGCCGUAAAGACGAAGGUGAUACUUUAGGAGGCAGGCGAUCGGGCCCGUCAAGCUGGGCAGGGAUGAAUUCAUUUCCCGCACUGGCAUGUCUCGUCAUCGCUAUGGUGCAAUGCGUUUCGUAUCAGCGGCACGCAGGCUGGACACGAUCAAGGGUGGCAUCUAAAGGCUACUGCUCAGUGGUCACGAAUGUCACAUUCGCUGACAUCCUCAUUCACCCUCUGACACAACCAACGUGCCACGCUGCAUUCGUAACAGAGACCGUAAGUCGUCGCAUAGAAGCAUCGCGAUGUGCAGCUUGCUUUUCUGUACGACCACACGCUUACUCUGUACGCACCCGUAGUCCCUGCCUUUCGGUCAAGGGCCCAAGAACAAGGUUCCAAUCGCCAUCGGACUGGUCACUUUCCUCGCCACUGGCUUCUCCUUGCCAUUCGUUGCUGCACGUUUCCAAUAGUGAGUCGGAUCAUCGCGCGACUCCUGGACAUCUUUGGCAAGUUGUAUGCACGUCGCUCGAGGUGUUCACGGGAAUUUCUGUCAAGAGGGAGGAUUGUGAGAUGAUAGCAGAUACCCAGCAGUUCAAGCCAGCCCCUACCCAAGUGAUGUCUGCAUUACACUUGAUCCGAGAGAAGGUUCAACAGGAAGUCGACGCAUUCUCUGCAACUUGCUGCGAAAACCUUCUGCUGAGGACAAUGCGCAAUCUUGCAAAUACGUUAUUGUUGUUCUCGAGCUGAUGGGAUGGGGGCGCGCACGGAAUUGCUGGUCUUGUCGCGCAAAUCAUCAUCACGCGUCCGAAGCCGCUGUCCCGAGAUUAGCGGAGAUGAGGAGGCUCCCGAAUGGGCUGGAUCGCUGCGAUCCGGGCAGCACGCGAACAACCUGUCGAUGUUGCUAUGCUGUGCUGACCCAUCACGAUUCGUUCUACGUUUUCGCGUCCACAGCAAGAAGGCGAACAGCUAA